AUGAGGGCAGUGACGACAGCGGCAGCAGAAAUGUUGGGGAGUGCCGGGACAAAAUCGCUAAUUCAGCCAAACUAUGUAAAGGCUGGCCAGAAGAUGACAGUUACCCAAUCCCUUGCAAACGAUCGUGUUUUGUUGGCGACGUCGGUCCCGAUGCUUGCAUUCAGCCUCAACAACCCAAAGCAUCGUGAAGUAGAGCGGCGACACAACUUCUCUGUCACAGAACAGAUUGUUGGUGACCAUGUGAAAUCCAUCGGCAUUGUGGGCCUUCUGGUCAUUUGUAUCGCCUCCACUCACAUCAGCCGGCUCGGACCCUUCACCAUAGCCUCAGUCGAGCCUGAACACGUCGGCCAAGGUUGCACUCAGGCCUGGAGACGUACGACUUACCAGAAACGGCGUCGAGUGCCCCAAGGCAAGAAGGCGAAUGCCCAGACCAUGGAGGAUGUUUAUCAUGCCCGCGGUGCCGGCGUACUGGCCGAACGCCACGAGUCUGGUGCCCGAUUCGUCCAACAUGCGCUCGUAGUCGAUCACGCGGAUGUUCUGCUCCCGCCGCGAUUGGCGCGAUGA
Messenger RNA from Protopolystoma xenopodis, 564 nucleotides. The record is from the annotation of a GenBank genome assembly. Lineage: Eukaryota; Metazoa; Platyhelminthes; Monogenea; Polystomatidea; Polystomatidae.